CGAACUUCGAAGCCUUCGAAAUCGUCAUUCCUCAGAAUUGCUCGAGAAGACGAUUUCUCCAGCUUUUGGCGGGAAACUUCACCAAAUUCCUCCAGCAGAUCCUCAACUCUCUCUCUCACACACAACAAAACGGAGGUAAAUGUCUGGUAUAAGAGUCUGCGCUCUCUUCAGACCUCUGAAUUCGAAGGAGAAGACCUAUCAUGGUGAUUCCAUCAGCAUUCGCGGCAUUGAUCCUGAAUCGUUUGUAUUCAAGGAUGAAAAGGACGAGGAGACUGAGUUCCGCUUCGACAAGGUGUUCUUUCCAGGAUCAGAGCAAGCUGACAUAUAUGAAUUCCUUGCAUUGCCUAUAGUUAAAGCUGCUGCUAGUGGAGCGAAUGGGGCUAUUAUCACAUAUGGCCAGACAGGGGCAGGAAAGACUUACAGUAUGGAGGGACCAAACAUCAUUCAGUGUGAUGAAAAACAAAAAGGUUUACUACCAAGAGUGGUGGAUGGGAUUUUCAAUGCCAUCAAGUCUUCGGAUGAUAUAAUCAAGUACACAGUCAAACUGUCAAUGGUGGAAAUAUACAUGGAGAGAGUAAGGGACCUUUUUGAUCGAUCAAAGGAAAAUUUACAGAUCAAGGAAAACAAAAUGCAGGGUAUAUUUGUGAAUGGGGUUACAGAGGUAUCCAUCUCAGAUUCUGCAGAAGCCUUGCGAACUCUUUCAACUGGCAUAGCAAAUAGAGCUGUGGGAGAAACUCAAAUGAAUAUAGCCAGCAGUAGAAGUCAUUGCAUAUAUAUUUUUGUAAUUUGUCAGGAGAUUAGGAAGGAAAGAAGGUGUGGAAAGUUGAUCCUUGUGGACUUGGCGGGAUCAGAGAAAGCAGAGAAGACUGGAGCUGAAGGAAGAGUCCUUGAAGAAGCAAAAACUAUCAAUAGAUCAUUGUCAGCACUUGGUAAUGUGAUAAAUGCAUUAAGCUUACCAGGGAAAGGGAGCCACAUACCUUAUCGUGAUUCAAAGCUAACACGGAUCCUGCAGGAUGCUCUUAGAGGAAACUCUCAGACUGCGUUACUUUGUUGCUGCUCGCCUAGUCCCUCAAAUGCAUCAGAAACCCUCUCCACUCUCCGUUUUGGUGCAAGGGCACAGCACAUAAAGCAAUCGGCACACUUUAAUGUAAAAGAAGAUGAAGAUACCAUCAGUUCUCCAGAGGUGUCCUCGACCAAAAACGAGUCUUCAGAGCGAAUAUUAGCAAAGUUGGCUGAGAGAAUGGAACCAGAAGAUGUCCAACUACUCGAGCAGCUAUUUGUUCUCGAAGGAAUUUUCUUUGAUCCCAACUCGGUGGAAGAAGUGGAGUCAGCUUAUGAAGAUGUUACAUCAAUAACAAUUUCAUCACUGCAAAAAGCAGUCGAAGAGCUUGUUGCUACGGUUGAUGAGGUUAAGAAGGAGAAUGAGACUCUUAAGGCCUCAAGAAAGCUACAUGCUGCUGAAUCCGACAUUAUUCAACAUGGUAGACGUGGAUCGAGUUUGAAACCUAACUUUGCCAACCUUGACAACUGCAAAAUUCUUUAAAGAAUGCCUAUGAUUGAUGUAUGUGAAUAUCUGGAAUUAUUUUUUUCCAAACUAACGGAUGAAUCUGCCCUAAGUCUAUAGAUUAUAGUAUUAUACGACUUGGGUAAUCUUUCUAUAGCUCGAUUGAUGAUCUUUGUUAGUGAGAAAUGUAUGCAUGCUUGUGUUUUUCUCAA
Molecule: messenger RNA, 1716 nt
Organism: Salvia hispanica
Lineage: Eukaryota; Viridiplantae; Streptophyta; Magnoliopsida; Lamiales; Lamiaceae
Product: ATP binding microtubule motor family protein
Biological process (GO): microtubule-based movement
Molecular function (GO): microtubule binding; ATP binding; microtubule motor activity
Source: RefSeq, a predicted model, not a curated record